AGCAGGGCCGUGUGGUUAACAGAGGGAGCACUGCCCCCUGGCUGAAGACCCGGCCUCUCGUCCCAGCUCUACCACUGACAAGCUGUGUGGUGCUGGACGAGUCCCCUUCUCUCUGGACUCAUUAUCUUAAUCUGUGAGGGGAGGGCACGAUUCUCUCAGAGCUUGUAGGAUUCUGUGCUUUCGUGGCUGUGUGGAGUGGGUGAAGUGGUAGGGGGAAGAGAAGACACCCGUACAGAGGCACACAGCAGGCUUUAAGGCAAUGUGGUUCUCAUCUGGAGGCAAUUUUGCCCCCCAAGAGACGUGUCAAUAUCUGGACACGCUUUUUUUUUUUUUAAAGAAUUUAUUAUUUAUUUAUCUAUUUAUCUAUCUAUUUAUUUAUUUAUUGGCUGUGUUGGGUCUGUUGCUGUGCGUGGGCUUUCUCUAGUUGCGGCGAGCAGGGGUUACUCUUUGUUGCAGAGCAUGGGCUCUAGGUGCACAGGCUUCAGUAGUUGUGGCUCGUGGGCUCUAGAGUGUAGGCUCAGUAGUCAUGGUGCAUGGGCUUAGGUGCUCCGCAGCAUGUGGGAUCUUCCUGGACCAGGACUCAAACCCGUGUCCCCUGCAUUGGCAGGCGGAUUCUUAACCACUGCGCCACCAAGGAAGCCCUGGAGACCCUUUUUGUUGCAACAACUGGAUGGAGCUCCUGGCACGUAGUGGAUAGAGGCCAGGGAUGCUACUAACGAUCCUACAAUGCACAGGCAGCUCCCUACAACAAAGAAUUAUCCGGCCCCAAAUGUCAGUAGUGCCAGUGUGGAGAAAGCCUGCUCUAAGGGGAUCAGAUUCCAUCUUUUGCUCCUGUACUUUGUAAUGGCCUUUGCAAUUCCAGGUAACCUCAUAUUUGGUUCCUUUCCGGAUCAACCCUCUUGCUAUUGAAGAAACAGGAGUUUAAUUUGCUAAAUUGUGCUGAAGUUAUUGACCGAUCUUCAAAUAAACAGUGGUGACCUAACUAGUGUAUGAGGGUUCAUUUAGAGAAGCAGAGCCACUAGGAUUAUAUAGUCUGCCAGUCUGUCCACCUGUCUAAUCUACAUAUGGGAUUCAUUACAGGGCUUUGACCUUGCUCAAGUGUGGCAGCUGGUACAGUCUCUGGAAGGUUAUCUUCAUGUCUGGUGGUAGAGCUAGAAAUCCAUAGGGCAGGCAGUGGGGAAGGGAAGAUGGAUAAAAAGUGAGGGGAGGGGGAUCAAGGAUGAGCUGGAGCCCAUGAGGAUGGACUGGAACCCCUGCCAGUUCUCACCGCCCCCAACCUGAGGAAGUGGAUGACCUGCAGGGGAAGCUCACUGGUGGCCUUUGUCACACAGCUGAACACACCCCUGGCCCAGGAGUGUGAGAAGCGACAGGAGGAUCCCAGGGAAGGUAUAGCAGUUGUGGGCCCAACUGCUGCCCCACAGCAACAGCGCUGCCCACAGACAGUGGAAGUGCCUGCCCAGCCUCGCAAGCACAAACGGCUGCUGCACUUCCACCUCCAGAUCUGCACGAAACCUCUCCUGUGGUGGCACACACGUAGGCUGAAAAUGUAGUUCAGCCUAGCCAACUCGAUGUGUUACAACGCCACAAGCAGCAGAUCCCCAUUUUUUAGAAUGCGAGAUGCUGGUUUGGAGAUGGACAUGCUAGAGGACCUUGAGACACUGCAGUUUGAGUAUGGGAUUCAAGAGGAAGACCACAGCUGGCUGUAUUUGCUGGGCCGUUCUCAUGGGCUGAUGACCAAGGCCUGUGCCCAUGCAACCUUCUUCUGCAAGCUACUCCAUAAUUUGAGAAAAUCAUUACAGGAGAAGCAAACUUCUAGAUGUCGCUUGGCUGGAUUGCGUGAAGACACUCCUGAUGACGAUGCGUUAAAGGUGGGCAUCAUUGGAGGCGGCCACCUUGGGAAGCAGCUGGCUCAUACACUGCUUCAGCUUGUCCCCAUCCCAGCUGACAGCCUGAGGAUCUCCACUCGGAGGCCAGAGGCCCUGGAUGAAUUCACGAAACUGGGGAUCCAGUGCUUUUACCAUAACUCUUCUCUGGUGGAGUGGGCCAACGUGAUAUUCCUCUGCUGCCUGCCAUCUCAGCUGUCUAAUAUCUGUGCAGAAAUUCAAACCAGCCUUGGAAAAGCCUGCAUCGUGUACAGCUUUGUGGCUGCUGUCCCACUACCCAGGUUGAAACUCCUACUGAACCACACCAAUGUCUUGCGGCCUCAGUAUCAGUGUGUUGAAGAUCUUGCCAGCAUCUGGGGGGCCAAUAAGGAAAUCACAGCUGCUCUCCAAGACCCUGUGAUUCUUCAGGCUACCUGUCCCUACAGUCCUGCUGGGGGAAUAAUCCUCAAUAUCAAAUGGUUGGAGGGAGUGUUCUAUGCAGCCAUAAAUGUCUGCACAGAAAAGGACAUGCCCCACUCACAAGUGCUGCAGCUUCUGAACGAACUGUUCCUCGCCAAGCACUUUGAAGGCUGUGAGAAAGAUAGAGUGUCUUUCCAAAAAUUUCAAGCACAAGAUUUUGUCAGCAAAGCCUAUGCCAAGAACCUGUCUCGGAAAAGGCCUUUCCCCUGGUUUGAUCUGACUGCUGUGCAACUCAAGGAAACUCCCCUUAGCCAGUAUCUCUCACACAGCACUACUUUUCAGGACAACCUUACCCACCUAUACUGUGAUUCAUUUGGUAUCACCCUAACCAAAGAACAAGAGCCAGAGGUUUCCACAGGUUUUUCAUCCCAAUAAGAGAAGAGACCUCAGGAAUCAGGAUGUUUUUCUCCCUCUACAGUGGUAAUGCCCUGAUUAUCAUAAUUGACAGUGGAAGUCAUGUGACUGUAUGGUGUUUGCCAUAUGUUAGGCAGUAAGGAAUUAGAAAAUUGUACUGAUGGCUCUUUAAAAUCUAGAAUAAAACAAAAGGUUCUUUACAUCAGUAUAUUUGGGUGUGUCUGGCUUUUGGAAGCAACUGAAUGAAACCACAUAACCUGACACACUUAAGUAAGCUGCUUCCCCAGCAGUUAAUUAUCAAUUCAGUUAAUUCAAAUUAUCUCUUGUCUAAAAGCUAAAUUCAAGAAGUUAUAUUGUCAUUAUUAAAUGGUUACAUACUUCUUCUGUAGCAUUCUUUUCCUACAAUAUGUAGCUACAGUAUGUAGUUACAUUCUUUCCCUUUAGCAGUAUGUAGCUGACAAAUGAUACACCUUGAUUGUCCCACACUUUGAGUAGAAAAAUGAAAUGUGUGGCAAACAAUCUUAAUUGAAUUAUGACUCAUUUUAGGCUUAUUUCAGCUAAACAUGACUGUUCUGGUACUAUCUUAUUUAAAGCUGUUCCCCUUUAAACUAUUUUAAACCAUAAAACCAUUUUAAAAAAUAGCUGGCAUUACAACUACUGGAGACUGCGUGCCCUGGAGCCUGCGUGCCCUGGGCCCACAUGCCGCAACUACUGAAGCCCGUGUGCCCUAGAGCCCGUGUGCCAUAACUACUGAGCCCGUGUGAUGCAACUACUGAAGCCUGCAUGCCUAGAGCCCAUGCUCUGCAAGAAGAGAAGCCACCGCAAUGAGAAGCCCACACAUCGCAAGGAAGAGUAGCCUCCGCUCGGUGCAACUAGAGAAAGCCCGUGCGCAGCAACGAAGACCCAACACAGCCCCACCCCCGCAACAAAAAAAAGCCAGCAUUUAUAUUAAAUGGCUAAAAAUAAUUCUGCAAAAUACAGAUUUUAUACCUACAGUUCACAUUUAUUUCCUUUAUGUUUUGCAAUUACUUUAUGUCAAUUAUAAUAGAGUAGAAAACAAAGCAGUAACCAUAAAGUUGAGAAAGCAUGGCGCUGACUAUGCUCUGUCACUGAACAGAACUAUUGUUUGCCAAAUGCUAAAGUGCUUUGGAACAAAACCAUUCACUCUACAUGUAAACCACCAUGGUCUUAGGUAAAUCAUUUACAUUUUUCUUUUUUGCAUGCUUGUGAGCGAAGCAGACUCAAUGGUAUGGUGUUAAAUGGUAUGAGAUAAAAUUUUGCUAGUCCACUUGGGAAAAAAUUAGGUUCAUCAUCAAACAUUAACACGUGACAUGAAUGCUAAUUUGAGGCACUGUUCUUUCUCUCAGUAGGAAAAGAAAUGGAUUCCUUUGACUAUUCAUUCAGAUGUAAGGAACUGGAUAGGGUACAUCAUUGCCCUUCUGGAUUAUGGUAGCCCUACAGUGGUUCUUAGGAUUAAGAAGU
This is a messenger RNA of Orcinus orca (killer whale), 4178 nucleotides long. RefSeq names its product NADP dependent oxidoreductase domain containing 1 (gene NOXRED1). Gene Ontology annotation, biological process: L-proline biosynthetic process. The transcript is spliced from 7 exons. Bases 1569 to 2717 code for a protein of 382 amino acids. Lineage: Eukaryota; Metazoa; Chordata; Mammalia; Artiodactyla; Delphinidae. Gene Ontology annotation, molecular function: pyrroline-5-carboxylate reductase activity. The record is from RefSeq and is a predicted model, not a curated record.